AUGGCUGAGUAUGCAAAUGAAAAUGAAAAGAAAGCAAAACAGAGACAAAAAUUGUACUAUGACCGAAAAUCUAGAGACAGAAAGUUAGAAGUUGGCCAGAAGGUGCUAAUAUUACUACCUACACAUACAUCAAAACUGAUAGCAAGUUGGAAAGGACCGUUUGUAGUAACUGACAAAGUUAGUCCUGUUGACUAUAAAAUUAGGGUCAGAGGAAAGGACAAAGUAUUUCAUGUGAAUAUGUUGAAGUUAUGGCAUGAAAGGGUAGAUAAUAAUAUUGAUAAUAGUGUUCCAACAGAUAUUGCUGCGUGCUUAAAUUUAAUUUCAGGCCUUAGCACAGAUGACAGUACAGAUGAUAAUGAGAUGUCUACAGCUAUAACUCCUGUGUUGAAAAGAAAAGAAAGUGCAGAUGACGUCAAAAUAUCACCAGAGUUAACAGACGAAGAAAACCAACAGUUAAAAGAACUACUGAAUGAAUACGAUGACAUCUUUAGUGACGUACCUAAGGUAACAAAUAUUAUAGAACAUAGAGUAGUUACAAAGACAGAUGAACCGAUAUACAAGCGUUCAUAUCCGUUACCAUACGCACUCAGAGAUAAAGUCAAACAAGAGAUUGAUGAUAUGUUAGAUGCCGGUAUAGAUGAGCCGUCUGAUAUUGGACUUAAUUAUAAGCCCUUUGAUGUUAUAGGUGUACCAGUUUCUACAAAUUUUGAUAUAACAUUGAUGAUUUGCUUGAUAAGAAACUUGACAUCUGCUACUCAGCCAAUUAAUGGAUAUAACAGACUACCAGGAACAGCGGAAAAAACUCCAGGAGCUGAUCUAGCAAGGAUUAAAUGGUACAGGAAUAUGUUAGCUCAUCCUGAUAGUAACAAAAUGACCACUGUUGAUUUCAAUAUAGCAUGGAGUAAUAUAUCUGAUGCUGUAAGUCGAUUGGAUGGUCAGCAAAUGAAUCAAGAGUGCCAAGAGUUAAAGGUGAAGAUCUUAGAUCAGUCAAAUCGGGAAAUUAUGCUGGAAAUCAAACAAUUACAGGAUCGGUUAAAAGAACUUAGACAAACAGUGGAUACAGACCACUCAGAAGUGACAGAAAAUCUGAGGAAAUUACAAGAUUCCCACAAUACUUUACAGACUGAAUACACGGAAGUCACAGAAAAUAUGAAAAAGUUACAAGUUUCCCAAAUUACUUUACAGACUGAACACUCAGAGGUGACAGGAAAUCUGAGUAAGUUACAAGAUUCCCACAGUACUUUACAGACUGAACACUCAGAGGUGACAGGAAAUCUAAUGAAGCUAAAGGAUUCUUACAUUACUUUACAGACUGAACACACCGAAGUCACAGAGCUUUGGAAAGACCCAAUACCAUGGAACAUCAGAGGCUGUAAGUCGAUUGGAUGGUCAGCAAAUGAAUCAAGAGUGCCAAGAGUUAAAGGUGAAGAUCUUAGAUCAGUCAAAUCGGGAAAUUAUGCUGGAAAUCAAACAAUUACAGGAUCGACUGAACACUCAGAGGUGACAGGAAAUCUGAGUAAGUUACAAGAUUCCCACAGUACUUUACAGACUGAACACUCAGAGGUGACAGGAAAUCUAAGGAAGCUAAAGGAUUCUUACAUUACUUUACAGACUGAACACACCGAAGUCACAGAGCUUUGGAAAGACCCAAUAUCAUGGAACAUCAGAGGUCAAAUUGAAGAGGAAUUGGAAACUUGGACAGAAGAUGGAAAAAUGUUUAUAGAAACAAAUGGAUCAAAGAGUGCUGUCAUUAAUAAGUGUAUAGAUACUGGAGUAUCACCUCUGUACAUUGCCAGUCAGGAAGGACAUACUGAAGUAGUACAGAUGCUGAUAAACAAUAAAGCUGACAAUAAUAAUUCUAGAGAUAAUGGAGCAUCAACUCUUUUCAUUGCUAGGGAGAAAGGAUAUAUUGAAGUAGUUCAGAUGCACAAUAACAAUAAGGUGGACAUUAAUAAGCGUGAUAAUGAACAAGUUUCACCUCUGUGCAUUGCUUUUCAAAAAGGACAUACUAAAAUAAUACAGAUGUUAAUAAACAAUAAUGCUGACAUUGAUAAGUGUAGAGAUAAUGAAGCAUCCCCUCUGUGUAUUGCUUGUGAGAUGGGACAUAUUGAAGUAGUACAGAUGUUAAUAAAAUAUAAGGCUGACAUUAAUAAGUGUACAGAUAUUGGAGAAUCACCUCUGUUCAAUGCUUGUCAGGAAGGUCAUACUGAAGUAGCACAGAUGUUAAUAAACAAUAAGGCUGACAUUAACAAGUGUACGAGGACAGGAGAAUCUCCCAUAUUUGAAGCUUGUUAUAAAGGUCAUACUGAGGUUGUUCAGAUGUUAAUAAACAAUAAGGCUGACAUUAAUAAGUGUGACUAUAAUGAAGUAUCACCUUUGUACAUUGCUUGUCAGGAAAGACAUACUGAAAUAGCACAGAUGUUGAUAAACAAUAAGGGUGACAUUAAUAAGAGUAGAGAUAAUGGAGCAUCACCUCUGUUCUUUGUCUGUCAGGAAGGAUAUACUGAAGUAGUACAGAUGUUAAUAAACAAUAAGGCUGACAUAAAUAAGUGUAGAGACAAUGGAGCAUCAAGUCUGAGCAUUGCUUGUCAGAAAGGACACAUUGAAGUAGUUCAGAUGUUAAUAAACAAUAAGGCUGACAUUAAUAUGUGUAAUGAUAUUGGAGAAUCACCUCUGUUCUUCGCCUGUCAGGAAGGACAUACUAAAGUAGUACAGAUGUUAAUAAAUAAUAAGGCUAACAUUAACAAGUGUACGAGAACAGGAGAAUCCCCCAUAUUUGGAGCUUGUUAUAAAGGUCAUACUGGCGUAGUUCAGAUGUUAAUAAACAAUAAGGCUGACAUUAAUAAGUGCAAUGAUUAUGGAGCAUCACCUCUGUUCUUUGCCUGUCAGGAAGGACAUACCAAAGUAGUACAGAUGUUAAGAAACAAUAAGGCUAACAUAAAUAAGAGUAUGAGAACGGGAGAAUCCCCUGUAGUUAUAGCGUGUUAUUAUGGUCAUACAGAGAUUGUUGAAUUGUUAUUAAAACAUGAAGCAGAUUGUAACAUUAAAUGGAGAGGAUUAACACCACUAGAUAUUGCAAGGAGAGAAAAUCAUAUUAAUAUUGUACAUUUGUUACAAAAACACAAAUAA
This is a messenger RNA of Mytilus californianus (California mussel), 3129 nucleotides long. RefSeq lists its product as uncharacterized. The record is from RefSeq and is a predicted model, not a curated record. Bases 1 to 3129 code for a protein of 1042 amino acids. Gene Ontology annotation, molecular function: protein binding. The transcript is spliced from 7 exons. Lineage: Eukaryota; Metazoa; Mollusca; Bivalvia; Mytilida; Mytilidae.